Messenger RNA from Cydia fagiglandana, 1271 nucleotides. Its product is annotated as cyclin-K. Gene Ontology annotation, biological process: regulation of transcription by RNA polymerase II; positive regulation of DNA-templated transcription, elongation. The coding region runs from base 82 to 1221 and encodes 379 amino acids. Gene Ontology annotation, molecular function: cyclin-dependent protein serine/threonine kinase activator activity. The record is from RefSeq and is a predicted model, not a curated record. Gene Ontology annotation, cellular component: cyclin/CDK positive transcription elongation factor complex; nucleus. The transcript is spliced from 3 exons. NCBI's taxonomy places the organism in Eukaryota, Metazoa, Arthropoda, Insecta, Lepidoptera, Tortricidae.
GUGGCACUGGCAUCAAAUGUCAGUGGGAAGUGAGUGAAGAGAUGGUAUUAGUGUGUUAUUUUCAUAGAAAUAAAUUAUAAAAUGCCUUAUUGGUACUACGACAAAAAGGAUCUCCAAAAUACUCCAUCAUUCCGCGAUGGAAUCACCACGGAGACGGAGAACCGGUACCGCAAAGAAGGUGCCAGGUUCAUCAUUGACACGGGCUCUAAGAUGGACUUAGGUUAUAACACGGUCGCCACAGGAGUUGUUUAUUUCCAUCGGUUCUAUAUGUUUCACUCGUUCAGGACGUUUCCGCGGUAUAUAACGGCGUGCUGCUGUUUGUUUCUUGCGGGGAAAGUGGAAGAGACACCAAAGAAGUGCAAGGAUAUAAUAAAAGUGGCGAAAUCUCUGCUUACCGAGCAGAAGUUUGCUUCGUUUGGGGAGGAUCCUAAGGAGGAGGUGAUGACGCUGGAAAGGAUCCUGCUGCAGACGAUCAAGUUCGACCUGCAGGUGGAGCAUCCCUACGGCUACCUCCUCAAGUACGCCAAGUGCCUGAAAGGGGACAAGGCAAAGCUGCAGAAAAUGGUACAAAUGGCCUGGACAUUUGUCAAUGAUAGUUUAUGCACAACCCUCUGCCUCCAAUGGGAGCCGGAGGUGAUCGCCGUAGCACUAAUGUUUCUAGCGGGCAAGCUUAGCAAGUUUGAAGUUGUGGACUGGAACGGACGCAUUCCAAAACACACGGCGUGGUGGGACAUGUUUGUUGAGGAUGUUACUAUGGAGCUGCUUGAGGAUAUAUGCCAUCAGGUGCUAGACCUCUACUCGCCCCAGACCCAACCAUCCGGCGCGGACUCCCCGCCGGGCCCGAACGCGCGUCCGCCUCCAAAAAACGACAAGAAGCCCUCCGUUACACCGCCAGCUUCCGCAUCACCUAUCGCUAAGCCCGAGCGACCCGUCGUCACCCCGGUGAAGAACGGAGAUAAACCCGAACCACCGAAAUUAGAUAUGCGUUUCGGUAGUUACCCGGCUUACCCUUACCCGCCGGUGUAUUCGGCGCCGCCGCCGAGCCUGCCGCCGCCGCCGAGGCUGCCGGUGGCGACGGCGCCGCCGCCGCUGUACACGGAGCCGCCGCCGCCGCGGCUGCCGCCCACCAGCGUGCCGCCGCCGCACUACUUCCCGCCGCUGCCCGCGCGAGGCCCGCCGCCGCCGGGCCCGCCGCCGAGGCCCUACUAUCCCCCCCCUUAGCGUUAGAUAGGUUAUGUAUUUUUUACUGGAUUAUAAUUAAUAGACUGCUA